Messenger RNA from Etheostoma spectabile (orangethroat darter), 1270 nucleotides. It is a transcript of the gene cplx2b, whose product is annotated as complexin 2b. The record is from RefSeq and is a predicted model, not a curated record. Gene Ontology annotation, molecular function: syntaxin binding. The transcript is spliced from 4 exons. Bases 246 to 653 code for a protein of 135 amino acids. Gene Ontology annotation, cellular component: terminal bouton; SNARE complex. Gene Ontology annotation, biological process: synaptic vesicle exocytosis; regulation of neurotransmitter secretion; neurotransmitter transport. NCBI's taxonomy places the organism in Eukaryota, Metazoa, Chordata, Actinopteri, Perciformes, Percidae.
GAGAGAGAGAGAAAUGAGAGAGAGAGAAUGUAUUAAAGGACGGGCUUCAGACGGAGGUUUGGCUGCAGACUGGUCGGGAUUCCUUUCGCCUCCUCAGUCUCAGACGCAUCAGGUCACUGAAGACGUUACGACAGAAGGACGGGAAAGUGCAAAAGACCAAGACACCCAGAGAUCCCAGGCUUGGUGGCUACAUGCUCAGUUCUCUUUGGUCUUGAGAUAAACAACCACACUAAUCAGCAGGAACCAUGGAUUUUGUAAUGAAGCAAGCUUUAGGUGGGGCCACCAAAGACAUGGGUAAGAUGCUGGGUGGGGAGGAGGAGAAGAAGGAUCCAGAUGCUGCCAAAAAGGAGGAGGAGCGGCAGGAGGCGCUGAGGCAGCAGGAGGAGGAGCGGAAGGCCAAGCACACCCGCAUGGAGGCCGACAGGGAAAAAGUACGGCAGACCAUCAGGGACAAGUAUGGGCUGAAGAAGAAGGAGGAGAAGGAGGCGGAGGAGAAGGCGGCCAUGGAGCAGGCCUGCGAGGGGUCCCUGACACGCCCGAAGAAGGCGAUCCCGAGAGGAUGCGGAGACGAAGACGAAGAGGACGAGGAGAGCAUCCUUGACACUGUCCUCAAGUUUCUGCCCGGACCUCUGCAGGACAUGUUUAAGAAGUGAAAAAAAAAAAAAACCCACUACUAAUCAAACAAACCCUAAAUCCAGGGUCCAGGCUGCGGGGCAAAGGGAGGCGGGGGUCUUUCUGUCAGGGACUUUGGGUUGAGUGGACCUGCAAGAGGGACUGGGGGCAUUGGUUUCAGUGUAGAUUUAGGGCAUGUAGAAGUGGAAAGGAUUUGGGUGGGGGGGGGGGGAGGUCCUGCCAAACUGUUAGAGGCUACACACUGCCUUUCUAGAAAUUGUUUACUUUGUUCUUUUCUACUCCUCGUCGAUUGCGUCAUUCUUCCCCCUUUUAUUUGCCACAACUGCCGUACAACCUUUCAACUGCCACUUAGCACAACUCUUACAACUACUAGUCUUUUUGUCCUUUUCUUGUUGCAAUUUUUUUUACACCUAUUACGAUCAAACCUUUUGAUUGGUUGGUCGUCAUCUGUUGCUAGACAAUGGUGACCAAUGGAGAACAGUUUUCCCCUAAAAGGACAGUUCACAGUCCUGUUCUCAUGCUUCUGUGGUUUUUCCAACGGCACUGCCACCAUGUUAUCCAGUAGAUGGAGCAUGUCGUGUUUACUUCAGUGGGUGUUUUCUACUUUUAUGAACUUCGUGUAGGUCUUUGUAUUGAA